Saprolegnia diclina VS20 is the source of this 1095-nucleotide messenger RNA. RefSeq lists its product as hypothetical. The transcript is spliced from 2 exons. Bases 1 to 1095 code for a protein of 364 amino acids. NCBI's taxonomy places the organism in Eukaryota, Oomycota, Saprolegniomycetes, Saprolegniales, Saprolegniaceae. The record is from RefSeq and is a predicted model, not a curated record.
AUGGCACGUGGUGGCAAAGGAAGCGGCGGCGCGAGCAAUGCCAAGGAGCUCAAGAUGUUCAUGGAGCACCGCAUGUGGCGCGACCACUGGCUCGCGCUCUCGGUCGUCGGCUCCAUUAUCGUCGCACUUUUUGCCGGCUUCUUCAUCCAGUUUAGCUACUCGGAGGCACGUCUGCACCAGAUUCGCCUCGACGACGCGCCUCUCGUCGAGCGCGUCUUCAAGUCGGGCGAGCCAUGGGUCGUGCUCUGCGCCAACGCCGACACGGUGCUGCCUGAGGUCUUUGACAAGGCGUCCGAGCGCCUCCUCGGCAAAAUGCACGUUGGUGUCCUCGACUGCGACGACCUCCACCCAUCCGGGAAGAGUGUCUUUAGCAAGUUUAGCAUGCGUCGCGACAUCUCGCCGACCGUGUUUACGGUCGCCAACGGCGAAAAGCCCAAGCAGCUCUUUUUGAAUUAUUUGCAAAAGCCGCGCGCCCUGGCAGCACAAGCGCUCGCGCAGACCGCCAAGCAGCUCCACGAGAUCCAGACAACGGCGCAGCUCGACGACAAGUGCCUCUCCAAGUCCGCGCCGUGCAUUCUCGUGUACCGCGCGGCGAACAAGAAGCUCGAGCAAUUCCAGAAAAAAUGGCUCCAAGACCUCAUGCACGCGCAGCGCGGCGCCAAGUUUGUGUGGGCCGACGCGGGCAUUCUCAAGCUCUCGGUCGAGUCGCUCUGGCCGUCCUCCACCAAGCGGGACCACCGCGUUAUGCUCUUUCAAAAGUCCAAGGACGAAGCGGGUGUCAUCACGCUCCAUGCAACGCCGCACACGUCGUAUUUUGAGCAGCUGGCCGUCGACCAGUUUGUGGCCGAGCGUGUAGCUGCCCCCGUCGCGUCGGCGACCAAGACGCUCACAAAGCCCGUGACACUCAAGCGCCGCACGACCAAGAAGGCGACAUCGCCGGCAACCGAGCCGUCGGCCGCCGAGGUUGAGCGCCAGCGCCGUGCCCGCAUGGACGAAGAGAGCAAGGUGCAUUUUGCCGAGUCGGUCGACGAGGCUUACGAAGCACCAACCCAUGAUGAGGACGAGGAUGACAUUCUCGACUUGGACGAGAUGUGA